CAUCCAGAUCUCUUCCACAUCAUUUCUGGCUUUUAGCUAUAUUUCAUGGGCGACUUUCAUCUUUCUGCUUGCAACUCUCUAGACAAUGCUAGAGUGUAUCAGGGAACCUUCUAGCACACUAAAGUAUCCCAGUUUUGUCUUAUUUUGAAUUUAUUGACAAUCUAUGAACAGAAAUGAGGCUUCAGUUGUGGUUGCUGGCAAUGAGUGCUGCUCUCCUGCAAGGCUGCUGUUUUACUUCCUUCUCCUAUUUUGGUGCCUCCUUUGGUUUGGAAACUUCAUUGGUUGGUGACACAAUACAGGUGCAUGUGUAUUACAGAGGAAUCAGCCUUCCAUGCUCCCAGAGCCUAGAUCGAAUUUGUGUUGCUUUAAAUUGCACUAAAUCGAGAACGCAAAUAGUGGGAGACAACAACCACAUUGCGACCUGGUGUUUGCUCGAUGGAGAGAUUAUAUUCCACCACAACAACACAAGUCUGUUUUACAUAAGCCCAUCUGGUUGUUGUUGGUCACCAUUAGUGGGAUCUCAAAGGGAAGCAGAAACUCUUCCGUUUACAUUCUCCUUAUUGGCAGAUUUGAGAAAUCGCUCAGACAAUGUAGCAAUCAAUGCACCUCCUCAACCACCUCUACUACCCGUCUUAAGGGUGCCUCAGAAUUGCACUGCCAAGUAUAACCUUACCAUAUAUGAGAAGGAUGGAGAUAUUCUGAGAUGUCGUUAUGGACAAACAGCAAGACAUGAAUGUGCCCACUGUACCCAGCUACCAUUCUUCAUGUUAGACCAGGAAGAUGAAUCUCACGAUAUCUUCACAAAUAAAAUCAUCAACCGGAGCAGAAAUACAACAUUGGCAGAGAGAGAGCAGGUGGCCAUCCCAGUGACGUGUAAAUUCCAGCGAUUAAAUAAUGGCAGUAAAGAAACCAACUUAUUGAAGAGUACUACACAGAAGAUAUUUGGAGACUACAGCUUUGAGAUACAGUUCAGUAAACAGUACAACUCCAGCAGAAGAACAGCCAAGGCCCACACUCCAUUUGAAGCUACCAACAAGGACCUUUUAUACAUAAGUAUCACUGUCAAGAGCAAUGUGACUACCCUCUCACUCUAUGUGGAAUCUUGCCAGAUGUCAGAAUAUAACGCUUCAGCAGGAAUUACACUUUUACAGCAAGGCUGCUUAAAUAACAGCACAACAAAGGAACAUCAAACUGGAAACAGUAAAGAAAAAGUAUAUUCCAUCAAACUGUCCUCUUUACCACAUCACCCCACACAGGUGUUUGUUACUUGCAAUGUCCAGUUAUGCACCAAUGCGUAUAAUUCCACAUCAUGUACCCUGGGAUGUGGUUCUGACAAUAAUUCACAAAUGGAACAUUCGGACAUGCAGCAAGUCAGUGCAGGACCCAUUCACAUCAAAAAGGAGAGUGACUCUGGUCCUAAUUAUGCUACUAUCACAGUUGGCCUAGCCUUGGGAGGCACCGUGGUCUAUGUUGUUCUCAUCUUGUUGAAGAGAUCAUUUGUGGGACUACACUACAGAGGUGUUACUAGACAUUCUGCUCGGAUCAGAUCAUUUUGAUGAAAGAAACUGAACACAGAAGCAGUGAAACGUACCUGUUUGACAUCUGUUCAUUGGUUCUCACCUCCUACAACUCCCUCUGCUGGCAAUUAGAGGCCUCACAACCUGCACUGGGCGAUGUCAUAAUCACUUUUGCUCACUUUGGAUUUGGAAUGGAUUUGCAUUUUACUUUCAGGGUCUGAACUCCAUUUUUAUAUUUUUCCACAAGUGUAAAAGUAAAUCUUCACAACGUAGUAAUCUUUUUGCUACUUGAAUCUAUUUACAAUUCAUGUUGCAUACUGAGCUGCUUCAGGGUCUGAAAUCUUGCUUACACUCAUUAGUUGAAAAUCCUGUUCUACUGUUUCUUGUGAAAGUACAGUAGAUCUCUCACCCAGAUUCACACACAAACACAACAGAAAAUGUACUGGCCAUUGCUGUAAUGUGGAAACGUGCUCUCAAUAAAUCGGUUGCACAUUUCCAACUUUGCCCAAA
Molecule: messenger RNA, 2027 nt
Organism: Rhincodon typus (whale shark)
Lineage: Eukaryota; Metazoa; Chordata; Chondrichthyes; Orectolobiformes; Rhincodontidae
Exons: 8
Coding region: 174-1556 (460 amino acids)
Source: RefSeq, a predicted model, not a curated record